Aspergillus puulaauensis is the source of this 804-nucleotide messenger RNA. RefSeq names its product 2-keto-4-pentenoate hydratase. Gene Ontology annotation, cellular component: cytoplasm. Gene Ontology annotation, molecular function: 2-oxopent-4-enoate hydratase activity. NCBI's taxonomy places the organism in Eukaryota, Fungi, Ascomycota, Eurotiomycetes, Eurotiales, Aspergillaceae. The record is from RefSeq and is a predicted model, not a curated record. The transcript has a single exon. The coding region runs from base 1 to 804 and encodes 267 amino acids.
AUGUCCAGCGUCAAUAUUAGCGACAUCGCCGCGACCCUGCGCACAGCGCGCGCCGAAGCAAAGCCUAUCGACCCGCCCUCAAAGACAUGGCCGGCCCUCGACGCCGAUAGCGCGUUCAAAGUCCAGCAGGUCAACUCAGAAUAUGCCAUCAAGAACGGUGACCGAUUAGUCGGAUACAAGCUGGGCAACAUCGCCAAAGUAAUGCAAACCGCCUUUGGUCUUGACCACCCAGACUACGGCUUCCUGCACGCAAGUUCGUUCACAUACGAAGGCACGCCGCUGCACCGUGAGAAGUUCAUCAAGCCAUUCGUCGAGCUCGAGCCUGCGUUCGUGCUGAGCAAGGAUCUCAAGGGUCCUCAUGUCACAGUCGCCGAGGUGAUCAACGCCAUUGACUAUGCCGUCCCGGCAAUUGAGAUUAUCGACUCGCGGGUCAAGAACUGGAACAUUGGGCUUGCGGAUACGUUGGCGGACAAUGGAUCUACGGGCGCCAUUAUCCUCGGUGGUUCACCGCGCAAGGUCACGGAUAUUGCGCUCAAUGAUAUCCAGGGCAUUUUGGAGUUCAAUGGCACGGAGGUGAUGAGGGGGAACACAAGGAAUGUUCUUGGAAACCCGUUGGGUGCUGUUGCUUGGCUGGCGAACAGACUUGCUGAAUAUGGCAUUGAGUUCAAGGCUGGCCAGGUGAUCAUGCCCGGCAGUUGCUUGCAGGCUGUGCCCAUGGAGAAAGAGGGAAGAUGGACUUGUACGUUUGAGGGAUGGGGCACCAUUGAGUUUGAUGUUGUGUGCCCAACCAAGUCCAAAAUAUAG